Messenger RNA from Plenodomus lingam JN3, 1164 nucleotides. RefSeq lists its product as uncharacterized. Lineage: Eukaryota; Fungi; Ascomycota; Dothideomycetes; Pleosporales; Leptosphaeriaceae. The record is from RefSeq and is a predicted model, not a curated record.
AUGAGGCUCAAGACGCUCAACGGCGCUCCUUUAUGCGAACAUCUCGACUUCAGCGACACCAGUCUUCUCGGUGAGGACCAGUGUCGUAGUGUCCUGGCCGAACUCAAUCCUAAUGCAUCAUCUUUGGAAAGUACCUUGCCAUUGAAGUGGCGCUCUAUCACGAACCGAGCCACUCGCCUACGAACAGGAUGGUCUCAGCCGUAUCUGUCUGGCAGUAGCAGGCCUCAUGAUGGAGAAAGCAUAGCUCUAACAAUACCUAACCUUGUGGAAUCCCCACAUUGCAUUCAAAAUGAGCAAGCGAAUCUUGACGAGACCUUGACCCUCAUCGACCCGUCUUUUCAGACAGAUGACUUUGUUCAACACUCGUUGAUAUUUCACAAUGCACUUCUAUCAUCUCAAGUUCUGCAGGAUGCCGGAACCGGUAGUUUUGUAUCGCCCUCUUCAUUCCUAGACACGUCUUUCGCAUCAACCACAUCAUACUACGAGAGCCCGAGCAGAGUUGAUGAGCAUACACUACUCCUCCGAGUGCCUCCCCAGAUGACCAUAACACCACUUGGAUCACUCCCUACUGCACAGCAUCUCAAUGCCAUAUAUCCUCAGACUCCCACCCCCAACCUCGUGUGCGUCUUGACAGGGAGUCCUGUCCAGAGACAAAUCUUUGUCCAAAAAGGGGGAUACACGAGGAAUCUAUGGGAGAUCUUUGUAGCAGAUGAGACUCGAUCUGGAUUCAAGGUCAACUUCUGGAUCCAGCCACCUCGAAAGUCGAACCGUCACCAAGUACACGCCCAGGACGCGCUCUGUCGAGUUCUGGGUACCAUCAAAAUUGGCGACAUUUUGCUCCUGCGCAAUAUUGCCCUCAACUCUUACCGCGACACCGUCUACGGCCAAUCACUGAGUGCCGCUUUCACGCGAGCACGCAGCAGCAUCGACAUUUUGAUGAAGAGCAACGGAAUUGAAAUUGCACAUACGGGUGGUCUGCCGAGAUCCGCAGUAGAAGCAUUUGUGCGAGUGAGAAAAUGGGCUCGUACGCAUAUUGCUUCUGAGAUGAAUAUCGCCGGGAAACGAAAGCGCAGUGUGGAGCGUGCAAGCCAGCAUUCUAAGCGAGCUCAGUUGAGUCAAGAUCACGACGGCUGGUUACCUCCGGAUACCAUGGAAUCUGUCUGA